AUGGAUUUGUAAAUGGAAGAACAACAAUUCUUUGCUAAUCAUUCAUUAUCAAGUAUAUUUGUUUUAUUUAGAUAGUCUCAAGUAGAUACACAGAAAGAAAUAAUCCUUUAUAACUUUAUCAUCCAACUCAUUAAAUUGGAAUUAAACAAAUACCUGAUAUUGAAAAUUUAGAAAUACCAUUUGAAGAUGGAAGUAUUUAAGAAUAAAUCUCACAACAUAAUAUGUCUAAUCCAAUAACAUCAUCAGAAAGGAAAAGCUAGAUUCAACACCAAAACAAUGAAAUUAAAGAACCUCAAUUUCGAUAACAGUUAGAAAGAUAGAGUUAAUUCAUUCCUGAAGUUGAUGAACAAAAAAACUUUUUGCAUCUAAUUCGAAGGAAAAAAUUGAUGUAAAAAUUUAUAACAAAAACUCGAUAAAAAUCAUACAUUUUCUCAUAAUUAUUAGCAGAGUAAUUUAAGAAACUAUAAUUCGAAUAAUAUAUUCUUAAGAAUAAACAAAAUAUUUAAAAUGUAAACAAUAAUGAAAAGUUAAAAACAAGUAAGUUAAAUUUCAUCCCUUUGUUUUAAACUCAACAGCCGUUUCUAAUACUUUGGGAAUUCUUUAUAUUUAUUCAAACUUUAUAUGUAACUUGGUGGGGACCCUUUACUGUAGUUUUUGAGAACAAUUUUCAUAAGAAUACGAUAAGUGAAUAUAUUGUUAUAUAUUUUGGAAUAAUUGAUAUCAUAAUGACAAUGAAUAAAAGUAUUGUCUAUUAAGGAUAGAUAUUAGAUGAUAGGGGAAUAAUAAUAAAAUAGUAUUUGAAAACUUAAUUUGCACCUGAUCUAAUUUCUAUAUUUACUAUAUGCUCAAUUGAUAAUAGGAAUUAUGCUUAAGAUUAAGAAUUCAUUUUCAUAAUUUUUGCAACAAUUUUAAUAUACAUAAAUUAAAAAAGAAUAAUGAAUAUCUUAGACAAAAUAUAAGAGUCUUUUGAUGUUUAAUAAGAUGCAUUGGAUUUAAUCAAGGUAUUAUUGAUAAUUGGAUAUUUUGCACAUAUUAGUGCAUGUAUUUGGGCUAGGAUUUCUAUGAUAAGUGAUAAAUAUGGUUAUAUGUCAUGGAUUAAAUAUUAUGAAGUUGAUAAUCAAUCUUCAUGGAUUUAAUAUAAUUUUUCAUUUUAUUGGGCUACAAUGACAAUGGUAACUGUUGGAUAUGGAGAUAUUACUCCACAAAAUGAAUAUGAGAUGUUGUGUGCUAUUCUUAUAAUGUUUAUUGCAAGUAUUAUAUUUGGUUAUUCAUUAAAUUCUAUUGGAAUAAUUUUGAAAAAUAUAAAUGAUAGACAAUAGAAGUUUAGGUAAUAAAUUAUUAAAGAUAGUUAGAAAAUCAUAAUUGUUAAUUAAUUCUUACAUGAACAAAAAUUAAGUUAGUCUUUAAUUAUAAUGUAAAGUGAGAAAUUAUUUAAAAUAUUAUAUUGAAUAAGAUAAUGUUUAGAAUGAUGAAGAAGUAUGAUAAUAUUAAAAUAUGAUUAGUUAAAUGCUUUGAUUUCUAAAUUAUCUCCAGGUUUGAGAGAGGAAUUGUUAUAUGAUAUUUAAAAGAAACCUUUAAAGUCAAUGGACUUUUUCAUAAAGGAUAUGUCUCCAGAAGUGUAGAAAUAAAUAGCUUAUUAAUUGUAAGCGUAACAUUUUGCUCCUUUAGAUGUAAUUUACAAUUAAAACAGUUUUGAUAAUAAUUGUUUAUAUUUAAUUGUUGAAGGGAGAGUUCAAUUGAUUGAUGAAAGAAAUAAUGAAGUUGUAUAUAAAUAUGAGAAAGGAUAAUGUUUUGGUAAAUAUGAAUUUUUUACUGGUUUGAAUAGAGAAUUAUAAGCAAGAAGUGAAACAUUUUCACAUGUGUAUAGUUUGAAAAGAGAUGAUAUGAUAAGAAUAUUAGAAAAUUUUAUGGAUGACAAAGAAAAGUUUGCAAAUAUCAAAGAUUAAAUAAUAAUAUUAAAUAAUUUUUAGAUAAUUGAUUUGAAUUGCUAUUUUUGUAAUGAAUUUACUCACACUUAUAUCUAAUGUCCUUAUUUAUAAUACAAACCAGAUUUGGAAAGAUUAAUAAAAAAAGAAGGUUUUUGUAAAUAAAAUAGAUAACGUUUCUUAAGAUAAAAAUUGAGAACAGGAUCUUCAUUAAAUUUAUUGAUUGUAUUCUAUUUAGAAUGAUUUAAUUAGAUAAAGAAGGAGUAGCAUGACAAAUUUCUUAAAGAUAUUGGGAUUGAAAUAGAUUCCUAAUCAUCUUCAUCUAGUGAUGAGAAAGAAUAAUCAUAAUAAUUAUCAAAUUAACAAAGUAAUUCUAUAGAGAAGAAUUAAGUAAAAGAUGACUUUCCAUCUGCCAAGAAAGAUUACUUAUCAACAUUAAAUCUAGAAAAUAAGUCUUUAAAUGUUAUGACAGAAAGAUUUAUGAAGCAAAGAAAAAAUUAGAGAUAAGGUUCUCAUCAUACUCAUCAAAUGUAGACCUAAGCUAUUAAAACUAUGUAAAUGGAUUAGGAAAUUGAAAAUACUAACAUUUCUAAAAGAAAAAGAUCUUAAUCUAUAAAGGAUAUAACACCAAAGAACAAUAAAAGAAGGAAUAGUUAGGAUUCAUAAAGUGGAGGUGAUACAAGUAGAAAUAAGAAAGCAAUGUCUAUAAACAAUACAACAACUAAAUUAUUGAAUAGUAAUAAUAUGAAUAGCAUAAAGUCUAUAAUUGAAUAAUAAUAGAUGGAUUUUAUGAAAUUAACAGAGGAAAUAGAUUAAUAUAGAUUAUAAUUUUUUAAUUGCGAUAUGGAAAAAAGUUAAUAAUUCAAAUAUUAUUUACCUUAAAAUAAUUUGAGUCAAAUUUUAUUACAAUAUUAACAUUAAUAGAAAAAUAAUAAAUUCAAAGGUAGAUGUGAAUCCAAUAAAUAUUCCAUAUAUUUCAAUGUGAAAAAAUAGACAUAAACAAAUAGAUCUCAAAAAUAGACUAGAGGAAGUCGUGUUUGUUCUCCAGGUUCUAAAAAAUUGAUAAGUAAAACUUAAAAAAAAUCAUUUAUAACCAAUCCUUUAUAGCAAAUGGUUAGAAUAGCAUAGAAUGAAACUUAAUGA
Paramecium pentaurelia is the source of this 3068-nucleotide messenger RNA. The record is from the annotation of a GenBank genome assembly. Lineage: Eukaryota; Ciliophora; Oligohymenophorea; Peniculida; Parameciidae.